Messenger RNA from Salvia splendens (bonfire salvia), 2070 nucleotides. RefSeq names its product scarecrow-like protein 13. The transcript is spliced from 2 exons. The record is from RefSeq and is a predicted model, not a curated record. NCBI's taxonomy places the organism in Eukaryota, Viridiplantae, Streptophyta, Magnoliopsida, Lamiales, Lamiaceae. Bases 246 to 1898 code for a protein of 550 amino acids.
AUUUUAUUCAUCAUUUCUUCUCAAAGCAUCAAAAAGCAAAAACAGAUUAAACAACUUCCUCUCUCAUCCAAAACGAUUCCAGCUGACGCGCUACAAGUUCAGGAGUUUUGCUAUUAAUUUAGGAGGAGAUGCGUAUUAGAAGUCAAUGAAGUAACCCGUGAAUCAUAUCAUUGUAUAGUUCUAUCCAAGUAUACCUCACUGGAAGUCCCGUGUUGUUAAGCAAGUUGGCUGCAGUUUUUCUUCCGAUGCAAACAUCCCAAACAUCUGCCUCUUUACAAAGCUUUUACAAUCAGCCUAUGCAGCAGAAUGACUCAUACGGCAGUUCAACUUUUCAAGUUCUGAACAAUGACUCAACUGGUAGCAGAAGCCAGGGAAAUGAAGUUUCUUCUCAAACUUACCCUGAUCAGUUCUUCACUCUAGAAUCAACUCCAGCCAUUGAUUAUGCUACAUACAGUUCACCGUCAGCUAUAAGUGUCUCUUCCAGUAGAAGUCCAUUUUCUCCCCAGGGUUCUCUGUCGUAUGCAUCCGAUAUUUAUCAGCCAUCUGAUAAUACUUACGGUUCACCUCUGAGUGGGUGCUCUGGGGUCGAUGAUGAAAACAAGUUGCUGCACGCGCUGUGGGUAUUGAGGAAUGAACUUCUGGGUCCCGAAUCUGAUACAGAUGAUAGUGGAACCUUCAACGGUCUAGUUUCACAACCUUCUACCUUCACAAGAUACAACAAAAUCUUGGAAAUGGCCCCUCAUAUGGACCUGAAACAAUUGCUUAUUGCCUGCGCUGAAAUCGUAUCAGAAGCUGAUACCAUAUCUAUGUCGGACAGACAGGUUGCGAUAUCAGCUGCGGAAGCUAUGAUGGAGAUAUUGGAGAAGAAUGUUUCGGUGUCUGGUGAGCCUGCACAAAGAUUGGGUGCAUACAUGUUGGAAGGACUCAGGGCUAGGCUGUUAUCAUCUGGAAGCAUAAUUUACAAAAAAUUGAAGUGCAAAGAGCCAACAAGUUCUGAAUUGAUGUCGUACAUGGGUGUGCUCUAUCAAAUCGUCCCGUACUACAAGUUUGCUUACAUGUCAUCAAAUGUCAUCAUUGGGGGAGCCAUGGAAAAUGAAAACAGGAUCCACAUAAUUGAUUUCCAGAUUGCACAAGGUAGUCAGUGGAUGUCCUUGAUUCAAGCUCUUUCGCGUCGGCCUGGUGGACCCCCGUACAUUCGCAUCACCGGCGUUGAUGAUUCAGAUUCAGCUCAUGCCCGAGGCGGAGGGCUCGAGUUAGUUGGUCAGAAGCUAGCGCAACUUGCCCAGUCAUGUGGGGUACCAUUCGAAUUUAAUUGUGCAGCUAUGUCGGGGUGCCAAGUCCAACUCGAGCAUCUCAAAGUCCGGCACGGGGAAGCCCUGGCCGUGAAUUUCCCUUACAUACUGCACCACAUGCCGGAUGAGAGCGUGAGCACUACGAAUCAUCGCGACCGCCUCCUCCGACUAAUCAAAAGCUUGUCACCCAAAAUCAUGACCCUUGUUGAGCAAGAAUCCAACACUAAUACCUCUACUUUCACCCAGAGAUUCAUCGAAACCCUCGACUACUAUACAGCAAUGUUCGAGUCCAUCGACGCAGGACGCCCGAGGGACGACAGACAGCGUAUUAACACGGAGGAGCACUGCGUGGCAAAGGACGUUGUCAACAUAAUAGCUUGCGAGGGGAUCGAGAGGGUGGAAAGGCACGAGGUGUUCGGUAAGUGGAGGAUGCGACUGGCAAUGGCCGGAUUCUCCCAGCUCCGGCUCAGCCCGUCGGUUAGCAACUCGGUGAGGGACAUGUUGAGAGAAUAUAGCUCAAAUUACAGAAGUGCGGAGCUCGGCGAUGGUGCUCUGUAUCUUGGAUGGAAGAAUAGAGCUUUAGCUACAGCUUCUGCGUGGAGAUGAAUAGUAAUUCUUGUAGGUUUGUAUUAGAGAUGAGUCUACGUGUAAAGUGUGUUUUUUUAUGGUGUUGGAAAGGCAUCAGUGGCUAUACCUGAUUCCACAACUUGACAUUCUUUGCUACCUCUGUUUUUCUUUGUGACUUUUCUUUAUUUAUUCUCUGUGAGUUUGUUUGUGA